This is a messenger RNA of Gekko japonicus, 3195 nucleotides long. It is a transcript of the gene SEZ6L, whose product is annotated as seizure related 6 homolog (mouse)-like. Gene Ontology annotation, cellular component: neuronal cell body; endoplasmic reticulum. The transcript has 17 exons. Gene Ontology annotation, biological process: synapse maturation. Bases 1 to 3195 code for a protein of 1064 amino acids. The record is from RefSeq and is a predicted model, not a curated record. Lineage: Eukaryota; Metazoa; Chordata; Lepidosauria; Squamata; Gekkonidae.
AUGGCAGGCAGUGACGCCGUCGAGCGAGCCGUGGCGGAGGAGCAGCCGGCCAUCCGCCCCGGGAGGGAUCCUGUUCGCUCCCCGGCCUCUCCCUCUACUGCCCAGGACGGGGCCAGCCACCCGAGAGCAAAAGCCGCGACUCUUUGGGAGUCUAUUAAAUGGAGCAUGAAUGCUGGGGAAAGGACGGAGUCUUCUGAAAUGCACCCACUCCCGUCUGGGGAACUUGUGGUGAACAACACGCUUCUCAGAGGGAAUGUCGGGUCCAGACCCCCCACCACAGGAAGCCUGGUCCAGGCCAGAGAAGACGCGGCUGGCCAUCGGACUGAGAAGGCAACCUCGUCCCGGAGGGACGCUGCCGUCUUCCCGGAGGCGACAUCUUCAUCACGGCUCCCUUCCGACGUGAGACAAGCCAUGCCCUCUUCUCAGCAGAAGACCCCCUCCGCCAAGCAAGGAAACGCCGCCAGGAAGCACCCCAGACUCCGGACAGGCACUGCCAGGGCUCCUCACGCAGCCGCCCAUCCCAGCGUGCCGAACUCCAGGCUGUUCGUCUCCGUGGAGAGUCUGGACACGCCAGAAGACAUCCUCAUCGCAGCUCAUGAAGAGAAGCCCACAGUGCCUGAACUGACGUUCUGGGGGGGCGGCAGGAGGAAGGGAGGCCGCGGGGUGACCAGCCACGCCCCACUCCAGAUUUCCCCGUUCACGGCCAGCCCCGUGAGCUCCCAGACUGUGCCCCAGGGCCCGGGGACUGCAGAGCCAGCCCUGGUGGACGCCGGGGCCCAUCAUCAAGAGGAGGAAGGCAGCAGUCUGGUGCACGCCCAUGCCAAAAACACCAAAGAGGAAGAGGGGGAGGCGGCAGCGGCAGAGCCAGCCAAGGAAGCGCCCUUUGAGGAGGGCCAAGAAACGACCACCUCCACCAUCAUCACCACCACGGUGAUUUCCACGGAGCAUUCCCCAGUUCUCUGCGGCAUGAACUUCUACGAGCCGGAGGGGUACAUCGACUCGACCGACUACCCUCCACUGCCUCGGAACAACUACCUGGAGUGCACUUACAACGUGACGGUCUACACCGGAUAUGGGGUGGAGCUGCAGGUGAAAAGUGUCAACCUGUCCGAGGGAGAAGUUCUCUCCAUCCGCGGAGUGGACAAGGACAGACUGGUGAUCUUGGCCAAUCAGACACUCUUGGUGGAAGGCCAGGUCAUCCGCAGCCCAACCAACACGAUCUCGGUUUACUUCCGCACCUUCCCGGAGGAUGUGGUUGGGACUUUUCAGCUGCACUACCAAGUGUUCAUGCUGAGCUGCAGCUUCCCCCGCAGACCGGACUUUGGGGAGGUGACGGUCAUGGGCCUGCACCCGGGGGGCAGGGCCCGCUUCCACUGCCACCUGGGCUACGAGCUGGAGGGCCCCGAAGUCCUCACCUGCAUCAACGCCUCCAAGCCCCACUGGAGCCCCCCGGAGUCCAUCUGCUCAGCACCCUGCGGGGGGACAGUGCAGAACGCCACCCUGGGCCGCAUCUUGGCCCCCACCCACCCGCAGAACCACAGCGAGAGCAUGCUGUGCGUGUGGACCCUCCGGGCACCAGAAGGGCAGAAGCUGCACCUGCACUUCGAACGGCUGCUGCUGGGAGACAAGCAAAGAAUGGUCGUCUACAACGGCGAGACAAACGGCUCCCUCGUCCUCUACGACUCCCAGCAGAGCAGCAGCCUACCCUUCGAAGGGGUGAUCAGCGAGGGCCCCUCCUUGCGGGUGGAGUUCGUGUCCGAGGACCCCAGCACAGGCCCCGUCUUCAACAUCCGAUUUGAAGCUUUCGAGAAGGGCCACUGCUACGAGCCGUAUAUCCAGAAUGGGAACUUCACCACCUCUGACCCCACCUACAACCUUGGGACGAUUGUGGAGUUCACCUGCGACCCGGGGCACUCCCUGGAGCAAGGGCCAGCCAUCAUCGAGUGCAUCAACAUGAGGGACCCCUACUGGAAUGACACGGAGCCCCUCUGCAGAGCCAUGUGUGGAGGACAGCUCUCUACUGCGGCAGGAGUCAUCCUUUCGCCCAACUGGCCCGGGCCCUAUGCCGAGGGGGAGGACUGCGUGUGGAGGGUGCACGUCGGGGAGGAGAAGCGCAUCUUCCUGGACAUCCAGUUCCUGAACCUGAGCGACAGCGACAUCCUCACCAUCUACGACGGAGACGACCUCAACACCCACAUCCUGGGGCAGUUCCUGGGCAGCAGCGGCCCCCAGAAGCUCUACUCCUCCACGCCGGACCUGGCGAUCCAGUUCCACUCCGACCCAGCAGGGCUCAUCUUUGGGAAAGGACACGGCUUCAUCAUGAACUACAUUGAAGUCUCCCGGAAUGACUCGUGCUCAGACCUACCCGAAAUCCAGAAUGGCUGGAAAACGACAUCCCACACGGAGCUGGUGAGAGAGGCCAAGAUCACCUACCAGUGCGAUCCAGGAUAUGACAUCGUGGGGAGCGACACCCUCACCUGCCAGUGGGACCUCAGCUGGAGCAGCGACCCCCCCUUCUGUGAGAAAAUCAUGUACUGCACAGACCCCGGGGAGGUGGAACACUCGACCCGCCUGAUCUCGGACCCGGUGCUGCUGGUCGGGACCACCAUCCAGUACACCUGCAAUCUGGGCUUCGUGCUGGAAGGGAGCUCCCUCCUGACUUGCUACAGCCGGGAAACGGGGACCCCCAUCUGGACCUCACGGCUCCCCCACUGCGUCUCCGAGGAGUCCCUAGCCUGCGACAACCCGGGCCUGCCCGAGAACGGCUACCAGAUCCUGUACAAGCGCCUCUACCUGCCCGGCGAAUCGCUGACUUUCAUGUGCUACGAAGGCUUCGAGCUCCUGGGCGAGGUCACCAUCAAGUGCAUCCUCGGGCAGCCGUCCCACUGGAGCGGGCCCCUCCCUGUCUGCCGAGUGAAUCAAGACAGCUUUGAACACGCUUUGGAAGUCGCAGAAGCUGCCGCCCAGACCUCCCUGGAGGGAGGGGGCAUGGCCCUGGCCAUCUUCAUCCCCGUCCUCCUCAUCUCCCUGCUGCUGGGCGGGGCCUACGUCUACAUCACCAGGUGUCGCUACUCGUCCAGCCUGCGCCUGCCUCUCAUGUACUCUCAUCCGUACAGCCAGAUCACAGUGGAGACGGAAUUCGACAACCCCAUCUACGAGACAGGGGAAACGCGAGAAUACGAAGUGUCCAUCUAA